Cottoperca gobio is the source of this 1557-nucleotide messenger RNA. It is a transcript of the gene dct, whose product is annotated as dopachrome tautomerase. The record is from RefSeq and is a predicted model, not a curated record. Bases 1 to 1551 code for a protein of 516 amino acids. The transcript is spliced from 8 exons. Gene Ontology annotation, cellular component: melanosome. Gene Ontology annotation, molecular function: oxidoreductase activity; dopachrome isomerase activity. NCBI's taxonomy places the organism in Eukaryota, Metazoa, Chordata, Actinopteri, Perciformes, Bovichtidae. Gene Ontology annotation, biological process: ventricular zone neuroblast division; melanin biosynthetic process from tyrosine; developmental pigmentation.
AUGAUGAACACUCUGGGUCUUGGUCUUCUUUGUUUGCUCCUCUGGCCUGAGUCUGCAGAGGCUCAGUUUCCUCGAGUGUGCUGCACCGUUGAGGGGAUCAUGUCCAAGCAGUGCUGCCCCGCUCUGGGAUCAGAUCCGGCCAAUGUGUGCGGCUCUCUGUCGGGCAGAGGAAGCUGCUUGGCUAUUAGAGUCGACACCAAACCCUGGGGAGGACCGUACAAACUGAGAAACGUUGAUGACAGAGAGAGGUGGCCGACCAAAUUCUUCAAUCAGACUUGCAGAUGCACCGGUAACUUUGCGGGUUAUGACUGUGGUCAGUGCAAAUUUGGCUGGACUGGACCAAACUGUGACCAGAGGAAGGCUCCUGUGGUGCGGAAGAACAUCCACUCCCUGACCCCAGAAGAGCUCCAGGAGUUCCUCAAUGUCCUGGAACUGUCUAAGACCACCACCCAUCCGGACUACGUCAUUGCCACCCAGCACUGGCUCGGAAUCCUGGGACCAAAUGGGACUGAGCCCCAGUUUACCAACAUCUCCAUCUACGACUUCUUUGUCUGGCAACACUACUACUCUGUCCGAGACACUCUUCUUGGUCCCAGUCGUCCAUUCAAGGCCAUUGAUUUCUCACAUAAAGGACCAGCUUUCAUCACCUGGCACAGGUAUCACCUGCUCAGCUUGGAGCGAGAGUUACAGAGAUUGACCGGCAAUGACAACUUUGGGAUCCCUUACUGGAACUUUGCCACGGGGCAAAGUGAGUGUGAUGUGUGUACCGACUCUCUGCUGGGGGGCCGAAACCCAGACAACCCGUCCCUCAUCAGUAACCAGUCCAGGUUCUCCAGAUGGGGGGUGGUAUGUGACAGUUUGGAUGAGUACAAUCGCCUCGUGACUCUUUGUAAUGGCACCAGUGAGGGUUUCAUUCAGAGGGGGAUAAUGGAGAGAGGGAACACGUCUCUGCCCACCAUGACCGACGUCCGAAGCUGUCUAGGAAUCAGAGACUUCGACAGCCCUCCAUACUUCACCAACUCCUCCUUCAGUUUUAGAAAUGCUCUGGAAGGGUACGAAAAACCAGAUGGAGAACUGGAUGAAUCGGUCAAUAACCUUCACAACCUUGUCCACUCCAUGCUCAAUGGAACCAGCGCUUUGUCUCAUUCUGCAGCCAACGACCCCAUCUUUCUGGUGCUCCACACUUUCACUGAUGCCAUUUUUGACGAAUGGAUGAGAAGGUUUGUUCCAUCCAACGCCACCUUCCCAGAUGAGAUGGCCCCCAUUGGACACAACAGGGACUACAACAUGGUUCCCUUCUUUCCUCCGAUCACCAACGAGGAGAUAUAUGUUGCGUCUGAGCAGCUGGGAUAUUCUUAUGCCAUUGCCCUGGAUGAUGCAGGAGGGCCGGCUGUGUUUGUGCUGGGCUCCACUCUUGGGGGAGUCUUCAUCGGUCUCCUGGCGCUUCUUCUUAUCUUUGUGCUCUACCUGCGUCAACGGAGAAACAGAGGCUUUGAACCUCUGAUAAAAGCAGACUUCACAAAUAGAAAGUACACAGAGGAGGAAGCCUAGAUUUCC